GGGAGUGACAGAGAAGAUCAGUGGUCAGACUUGUUUCAUCAUACAGAGAGAGAGAGAGAGAAGACAGAAGAAAUGAUGAAGACUUUUGCUCUCCUUGUUCUUUGUGCUGUGGUGUCCAUCUGUCUGUCUGCUGAAGGGCCAUCCUCCAAAUCUGACACCGCAAAUAAUGAGGUGUUUGUGGAGAAGGAGCUGGCCUCAGGGCUCAUGAAGCAGAGGCAGAAAAGAGCCCUUGGCGUGCCUGUGUGUGACUGACUGUCACCCGUGGAGAGUCUGAGAGAGGUGUGCGAGGUGGACCUGGCUUGUGAACACAUGGCAGAGACGGCCGGGAUUGUGGCAGCCUACACAGCCCAUUAUGGUCCACUGCCCUUCUAAAGCCCACAACCUUCAACCAAUCACCUUCAGCUUCACCCUGCUUGACCAAUCACCUUCACCAUCUCCAUGCUCAGGAGUUCCAAAAGGAAUCCUUUCCAAAAGGGAAAUACACCACCCUCCCCUCACCCGAAACAUAGUAUUUUAUCAAAAGCAUUCCUUUUUACUUUUCCCAUCUUUCUUUUUUCCAUUUUGUUCAAUUCUAUUAAUCAAUAAGUAAGCUAAAUCUCUUCAACUUGUGAUAUGACUUAAUAAAUGUAAUAGCAGUCACAACUGAAAUCAGUUUUUGUCAUCUUAAAGCAUGGAAUCAAGAACAUGGCUACAGCAGAAGAAAAGUAUUUUCACAGAGAGAAGAAGAGAGAGGGAGGGAGAGUGAGAUAGAUUGGUUGGUAGAUAGAGAUUGAGAGAAAGAGCACUAGAAAGAAAAAGACAAAAGGCAAAAGAGAGCAUUGAAAACUCAUAAAAUGUAAUUUGUUCAGAAUUUUGGGAUUUCCAUACAUUUCUUUUGCUUUUACAUUUUUGGUGGAUGCUUUUCCCUCUCUGAGUAAAUUUAGUUUGUAGUAGAUUUUAAUAUUGCAUAUUUUGUAUCCUUAAUCCUUAGUUUAGCAUCAGUAGGGCAAUAAAGUUCCCAUCAUUCACAA
Anguilla rostrata (American eel) is the source of this 1010-nucleotide messenger RNA. RefSeq names its product bone gamma-carboxyglutamate (gla) protein (gene bglap). Gene Ontology annotation, molecular function: structural constituent of bone; hydroxyapatite binding; calcium ion binding. Gene Ontology annotation, biological process: osteoblast differentiation; response to vitamin K; regulation of cellular response to insulin stimulus. Gene Ontology annotation, cellular component: extracellular region. The transcript has 4 exons. The record is from RefSeq and is a predicted model, not a curated record. Lineage: Eukaryota; Metazoa; Chordata; Actinopteri; Anguilliformes; Anguillidae.